GCUGUUGUGACAUAACCCCGAUUGGAAUAUAACACAGCUUUCGAGAACCGAGUGAAAUAUAAAAAUGCUGCGUAGGUUAUUGCCCAAGGUGCGACAGUCACUGCAAGUCACAAAUCCACUGGCGACUGCUGCACGUAAACAAAGUAGUAGUGUAUAUGAACCGGAUUACCUGGAGUCUCUUAAGCCAAAAUUCCCGCAAUAUGAGAGCCUAAAUGUCCAAAUCAAAGGCUAUGACUACCCACUACUCGAAAGCUAUCAGCGUUUCCUACACGGUUUGGCCGAAUAUCUUGACUUGGAUGUCUCCGAUUGUUAUGCCCUGCCGCCACAGCAUACGCAAAUCCAACGCCUGCGUCCCAAUUCUACAGUGAUUGAAGCGGAAUACAAACUGACCACCUAUGAGCGUAGUCUUCAGUUGAGUAAUGUUGAUGCUCCAGUUUAUCCGCAAUUUCUGAGGAUAGCUCAAGCCGCUCUGCCUGAGGGUGUUCAACUAAGUGUCCACGAGCACACCGAUGAUUUUGAAGAGCGUCGUUAUGUGCCCGACAAGGAUCUGCUUGAUCUCAAGGCAGAACUGGAUCGCAUGGGUGGUCCCACAACAACAAAGAAAAAAUAAAAAGGCAAUUUGUUGUUUUUUUUUUUUUUUUUUGCAAAUUUUGGCAAAAACCAAAAAAAAAAUAUAUUAAUUUAAUGCUAUGAUUUGUGUAAAUAAAUUUAGAGAAAGAAAAACAAA
Drosophila willistoni is the source of this 727-nucleotide messenger RNA. RefSeq names its product 39S ribosomal protein L48, mitochondrial (gene mRpL48). Lineage: Eukaryota; Metazoa; Arthropoda; Insecta; Diptera; Drosophilidae. The transcript has 3 exons. The coding region runs from base 65 to 610 and encodes 181 amino acids. Gene Ontology annotation, cellular component: mitochondrial ribosome. The record is from RefSeq and is a predicted model, not a curated record.